AUGGCAGAAGAAGAAAAUAGUGAAACUUCGACCCCACGGUCCUUCACGGGCCAGACCGUCUCCGCGGAAGAAAUGCUCAAGUCGCAAACUGUCGGUCUCGUCCAUCUCUCCGACUUUCGCAAGCGGCGCGCAGAGGUCUUGGAGCAAAAAGAGCGCGAGGCACAUGACAAGUCCCUAGGGCUACUGGCAUCCGGUAAUUCAAGAAGCGCGACUCCAUCUACAGGCGAAGUGACUGACGGAUCAACGCCUCCUCAGAGUGACGGUCCCCCGAAGAGAAAGAAGAAGAAGGCCCUCGCCAAAAGCAAGCUAUCAUUCGGCGACGAUCAGGAUGAUACUGGGGAAGAAUCCGCCGCAACGCCACGCGAUUCAAGCGUCUCACGGUCCGGUUCGAAAACACCCGCCGAGGAUAGCGCGACUCGUCGUAUGAAAGCAAAUCCCAAUGCACCUCCCCCGCCGAAGGCUUUGACCAAGGCAUCUCUGGAAGCUGAAGCGCAGGCCCGCGACGUUCUCCGCAAAGAGUUCCUUGCCAUGCAAGAAGCUGUCAAGAAUACCGAAAUCUUGAUUCCGUUUGUGUUCUACGACGGAACGAGUAUACCUGCAGGAUCAGUCAAAGUGAAGAAAGGCGACCCCGUUUGGUUGUUUUUGGACCGUUGUCGAAAAGUCGGUGCAGAGUUGGGCGUGCGCGGUGCAAAUGGCGCAUCAAAGGCAAAGAAGGACAAUCGUCGAGAGUGGGCACGAGUUAGUGUCGACGACUUGAUGCUUGUCAAGGGGGAUAUCAUCGUUCCGCAUCAUUACGAAUUCUAUUAUUUCAUUGCCAAUCGUAUUCCUAGUCUUUCGCGCGCUGGUGGCUUGCUGUUCGAUUACUCCAACAAGCCUCCAGUGGUUAACCCAACAGACCCUAGUGAUGAUCAACUAGAAGGCGCCGACAAAGACUUUUCUGAGACCAAAGUCGUAGAUCGACGGUGCUUCUAUCAGGAGUUCCGGGCAAAGACACUCGCAGAGAAGUAUGCCAACCUCAACACACAGAUGGACAACGUCAUCCACAAUGCCAACACAGAGAUCUUAUCUCUUCAGAACAAGCUGUCUGGCAUGCAAUCAGCCCAGGAAGAUCUCCAAAAGAAAAACCAGGAACUGAAUGAUCUAUACCGAGACAAGAACAACAAGCUCUCACAAAUGACAAAUCUGUACAACCUCCUCAAAGCACGAGCUAUGCGGUCCCGCAUGCAAACAGGUGUUUCGGACACGGUCUCCCAAGCUAUUAACUCGCUUCCGUCAAUGAAUGCUCCUCCUUUUAUCUCUGUUGCACGGUCUGUCAUGUCGCCAGUACUUCCAAAGCAGGCAUCGCGACACCUUCAAGCUCAAUCGUUUCCUGUUGACACUGAAGGAGGUGAGCAGUUGCAUCGACACCAGCGAAGUGGCACCGGCAGUUCCAAGAGGGCAAGAACAAAGACACCGAAAAGUGUGCCGAUGUUACCUCCAGCACGGCCAAGCUGGAAUAGGCGCUCCAUCCAAGAUUCUGAUCACAACCCGCAGCACCGUACCCGUCUCCCGCGUCUUUCCAGGACGCCGACAAUGGUGUCUGAGUUUCCACCUAGUGAUGCCAUCAUGCAACGAUUUGGGAAGUGA
Molecule: messenger RNA, 1626 nt
Organism: Penicillium antarcticum
Lineage: Eukaryota; Fungi; Ascomycota; Eurotiomycetes; Eurotiales; Aspergillaceae
Exons: 6
Coding region: 1-1626 (541 amino acids)
Biological process (GO): chromatin organization
Cellular component (GO): nucleus
Source: RefSeq, a predicted model, not a curated record